This is a messenger RNA of Verruconis gallopava, 654 nucleotides long. RefSeq lists its product as uncharacterized. Gene Ontology annotation, molecular function: hydrolase activity. NCBI's taxonomy places the organism in Eukaryota, Fungi, Ascomycota, Dothideomycetes, Venturiales, Sympoventuriaceae. The transcript has 3 exons. The coding region runs from base 1 to 654 and encodes 217 amino acids. The record is from RefSeq and is a predicted model, not a curated record.
AUGGCAGGCCAAGACAUUAAAGAUUUGGCCAAGAUUGACCCGGAGUUUGAGGCAUUCUUGAAGACGCUGCCGGUAGUGCCUCAAUUGCGAGGCGAUAUACCAACGCUGCGCAAGCAACUCUCCGAAGCAAAACGCAAGCAGCAGGCAGCUGCGGGCCUUGUAGAAACACCACUGGACAUCAAAGAGGAGGAUAUCACAGUGACUGCUCGUGACGGUUAUUUAAUUCCAGUGCGAACAUACAAGCCAAAGGAUCCACCUGAAGGCGGAUCUCCACUUAUAGUUUUGUAUCACGGUGGAGGUUUUUGUCUAGGUGACUUGCAGAAUGAGGAGCUGAACUGCAGGAACUUCGUGAAAGACCUAGGUGCCGUAUGCGUAAAUGUUGACUACAGGCUGGCUCCCGAAUACAAGUUCCCUACAGCGCUCAACGACUCAUGGGAUGUCCUACAGUGGGCGGCACGGAAUGCGUCGAGUCUCGGAGCCGACACCUCUCAAGGCUUUAUUCUCUUCGGAACUCAGCCGGAGCGAGCAUAUCCAUUAUUCUUAGCCAUCUCGCUCGUGACUUUGCCUUAUCACCACCUCUCACAGGUGUCGCCGCAUCGAUCCCACUCGUGUUCGACAUUCGUAAUCCUCCAGCUGAGUUUAGGCCCCACCUGA